AGAAAUACGGAAGGCAGCGGUUAGUGUGAAUCAGGGUAGCUAGUCUGUGCAUGUUCAAACUGCAGCGCAAGUUAGUCCAUGUAUGGAUGUGCGCACAGCGACUGCGGAGACAGGAAUCUGCACCUGAAAAGCGCUCGUCCACUAACUUCAGCGUUUUUAUAUUAAUCAUAGAGUGUACGAACUCUGAUAUGUACGACUGUCUGUAGCUUUUGCGACUGCAUGACAUUUUAAGGGGAAGCCCUAAACCCAGCGGCUGUCCUUGUUCCUCUCUAAUCACGCCCUGAUCGCCCAGCCUUCCGCUCGCUCACCUCCCGGCGAGAGCAGCGCUGCAGCGGCGUUUCUGACAGCGCUUACCGAAGUCCAUCAACUUCAAAGAGUUACCGAACCCCAGAGCUGUCAGCUUCAGAAAGAUGUGGAAGUCGGCAGUGGGACAUGGUGUCGACAUGAAGGUGUCCUCGGAAGGGGACGACUGGGAGACAGACCCCAACUUUGAGAAUGACGUGUCCGAACAGGAGCAGAGAUGGGGCGCCAAAACCAUCGAGGGGUCGGGCCGAAAAGAUCACAUCAGUGUUGCCGAGCUCCGGCAGAAGGUGGCCUCCGAACACGAGCAGGUGAAGAAGAAGGAGCUGGACGAGGGACCCAAGGCCUCCUUUGGGUACGGAGGGAAGUUCGGGGUGGAGAAGGACCGUAUGGACAAGGCGGCCGUGGGUCACACUUACGUGGCUGAAGUGGAGAAGCACUCCUCCCAGACAGAUGCGGCGCGUGGGUUUGGGGGCAAGUUCGGCGUGCAGAAGGAUCGCAUCGACAGGUCUGCGGUUGGUUUCGAAUACAAGGGAACAGUGGAGCAGCACGCCUCCCAGAAAGACUAUGCUAAAGGUUUCGGGGGCAAGUAUGGCGUGCAAAAGGAGAAGAUGGACAAAGCUGCCCUGGGUUAUGAUUACAAGGGGGAGUCGGAGAAACACCAGUCUCAGAAAGACUAUGCAAAGGGCUUCGGUGGGAAGUACGGAGUCGAGAAAGAGAAGGUGGACAAGGCUGCCGUGGGUUAUGACUACAGGGCAGAGACGGAGAAACACCAGUCUCAGAAAGACUACGCCAAGGGCUUUGGCGGCCGUUACGGGGUGGAGACCGAUCGCAUGGACAAGAACGCUGCUGCCUUCACUGAAAUGGAGGCCCCCACCUCGUCUUAUAAGAAGACCCAGCCGUCUGAGGCCUCAAGUGGGGGGGCAGGAAAUCUGAAGGCACGCUUCGAAAAUAUGGCGCGAGCAUCAGAUGAAGAAAACAAGAAACGGGCGGAGGAGGAGAGAGCCAGGAGACGGGAGCGGGAGGCGCGGGAGCGGGAGGCGCGGGAGCGGGAGGAGGCGCGUAAGGCACAGGAGCGGGAGGAGGCUCAGAAGAGACAGCAGGAGCAGGAAAGUGCAAAGCAGGAGAUGCAGGAGCCUCCCGCGGCUCCAGAGACCAGAGAGACCCCCCCACUGCCCAGGAGAUUGCCUGAACCUCCCAGAGAGGAGCCAGACCCAGUGGCAAAGAAAGAAAAGCCGGAGAAGGAGGAGGAGGUAGACUAUGACAUGCCCCCCGCCCUGCCACCUCGCCCUGCCGACCUGCUGGAGGAUGACUAUGCAGAACUCCAGGAGGAGCCGGAAGAAACCCCCCAGCCGGAGGAGGAAGAAACCUACGAGGACGUUUCUGUUCCUGUACAAGAUAACGACUACGAAGACCUGAGUUGUGGGCAGUCGGCUGUGGCUCUCUAUGACUAUCAAGGCGAUGGAGACGACGAGAUCUCCUUUGACCCCGAUGACAUCAUAACGAACAUCGAGAUGGUGGACGAGGCCUGGUGGAGGGGACACUGCCAUGGCCGCUUUGGCCUUUUUCCUGCCACCUUUGUGCAGCUGAUGCAGUGAGCGCCCAGGCACCUUCAUCGCGCUCCUCUUCCUUCCCCCUUCAGAGAUCGCGCCAGUAGGCCCCAUUUUCACAGACGCCAUGGUGUCUUCCCCAGACAGCUUUCCAUACUGUACCGGCACUCUGCCCGCAAUCAGUAACGUCUAACUCCACCCAUUGGUUGGUUCCCGUCGUGAGUCCCGCCCUCACAUGCCAGAUCCCACCCUGGGAUUGGCUGAGUUAUGACAGCACUUUGAAGAUGACUGUAAUACUCCUUGCUUAUUAGCCUUGUCCCCGUUUUUGUGAUUCAGAAAGAUUAGCUUUAUUGUACACUCACUGUGUAACUAACUAUGCAACUAACUUUACUGAUAAAAGAAAGAGAAUAAAAUGUAUACAUUUAUGUUAAACUUAUAAUGUGCCUCAGUAAUAUUAUGCAAUUUGGGGGAAAACGUGCAAACCAAUAUUAAAUUCCUCUUAGAUUUUUUUAAAA
Messenger RNA from Brienomyrus brachyistius, 2365 nucleotides. It is a transcript of the gene hcls1, whose product is annotated as hematopoietic cell-specific Lyn substrate 1. Gene Ontology annotation, cellular component: actin filament; site of polarized growth; plasma membrane. The record is from RefSeq and is a predicted model, not a curated record. Gene Ontology annotation, molecular function: actin filament binding. Bases 411 to 1898 code for a protein of 495 amino acids. Gene Ontology annotation, biological process: regulation of actin filament polymerization. Lineage: Eukaryota; Metazoa; Chordata; Actinopteri; Osteoglossiformes; Mormyridae. The transcript is spliced from 16 exons.